UAGGGCUCUUUCCARCAACAGGCUCCCCCGCUGCUCUGUGUCUCCUGCUUGCAGUUUCAGAGAUAAUGUCCUGGAAGAGAGAGCACAUGAGUCCACCUCCUUGUUUCAUCCAGCGACUGGACCACCUUGUGUUGACCGUGAAGAGCAUUGAGGACACUGUGGACUUUUAUUCCAAAGUCCUUGGCAUGGAGGUGGUCACUUUCAAGGUAACACAGGGAAACCGCAAGGCUUUGCAUUUUGGCUGCCAGAAAUUUAACCUCCAUGAGGCUGGGAAGGAAUUUGAACCCAAGGCUCGACACCCGGUUCCUGGUUCUGCAGAUGUUUGCCUUAUCACACAGACCCCSCUGGAGCAGCUACUUGAACACCUGAAGGCCUGUGGGGUGAAGGUUGAGGAAGGUCCUGUGGCCAGAACUGGUGCUAUGGGCCAGAUUACAUCCAUCUACUUCCGAGACCCUGAUGAGAACCUGAUCGAGGUUUCUAGGUACAGCUCGGAUGCAGCAGGCAUGACUGCAGUUAGUCUAGGAGAGCACUGACCACUGACCUGCCUGAGUCCCAGGAGGAGAGAGCAAACAGAGGCCAGGAUUUUAAUGGCCAUUUUACAUUCUGUUUUGCAGCUUAAAACAUGACUCAGUUUGCAGACCCAUGGAGCAUUGAACAAUAGGU
Molecule: messenger RNA, 663 nt
Organism: Nothoprocta perdicaria
Lineage: Eukaryota; Metazoa; Chordata; Aves; Tinamiformes; Tinamidae
Gene: GLOD5
Product: glyoxalase domain containing 5
Exons: 4
Coding region: 66-533 (155 amino acids)
Source: RefSeq, a predicted model, not a curated record